AUGGUCGCGAUCCCCCAUCUCCCGAUGCACCUGCAGCCCCGGCGACGGCGUCUCCCCCUCAUCGUCAUCCUUAUAAUUUCCCUCGUCUUCGUUCUUGGAUUUCGGCUUUGCAGCGGUGCCGGCCGUCUUAGCGGUCCAUGGCGCAUCGCACCGCCAAGUUUGAGUCUGUCUGUACCCCCCCGCGGCCGCCGCAUCACCAAAGCCUCGAUGCUGUACGGGCCCAGGAACGCGAUCUACGAGCGCGCGCUGCAGAGCCACGCUCGCCACGCCGAGAGAUGGGGGUAUGGGAUGGAGGUCCUGCGGCACGAGAUCGCGGAAGGGUACUGGAAUAAACCGAGUUAUUUGCUCGCGCUGGUCAUUAGGGAGUUGGGGAGGGCUGUGGGCGAGAGGGUGGAGUGGUUUAUGUGGGUCGACGCCGACUCAAUCAUCAUCAACCCGCUGAUACCGCUGGAGCUCUUCCUCCCGCCGGACUCAUCGAGUCCCAGCUCGAGAGGCUCCUCAGGCCCGGGCCCAGGCCCACUCGACACAAUCCACCUCGUCGCAACAAAAGACCACAAGGGCCUGAACACAGGGAUAUUCUUCAUCCGCGUGCACGAGUGGAGCGUGCGCUUCCUGAUCGAAUCCCUCGCCUAUCCGACCUACAACCCCUCCACCGACCUCGGCGUGCAGGUCGACCAGAGCGCCAUGGAGCGGGUCCUGAACGGGUCGGCCUACCGCGGCAACGUGACGUACCUCCCGCGUCCCUGGAUCAACGCGUACGAGUGGAAGCAUGCGUUUGAAGGCCGGAAGGGCGAUAUGCUGGUGCAUUUCCCCGGCCUGGACGGCGAGCGUUGGGCGCAUAUGCGGCGGUGGCUGGAUGUUGUGGAGGUCGGGGGUGGGGGGUGGAGUGUGCCGGUUGAGCAGACGGGGUUUGGGGAUGGGGCGAGGGUGUUUUGGGAGAGGGUUGAGAGGGGGAGGAGGAUUGUUGAGCGGUUUGGGAGGGGGAGUGGGAGUGGGACGGGGGAGGGGAGGAAGACGGGGAAGAAAGGGAAGGAGAGGGAGAUGGAGAUGGAGAUGGCGGUGGAGGAGCUGAAGCACGUGUUGUAUGAACAGCCGUAUCAGGGCGAGCUCCUGCAGCAGCGGAUUGAGGCGUGGAGGAGGAUCUCUGCGUCGUAG
Molecule: messenger RNA, 1155 nt
Organism: Aspergillus mulundensis
Lineage: Eukaryota; Fungi; Ascomycota; Eurotiomycetes; Eurotiales; Aspergillaceae
Exons: 2
Coding region: 1-1155 (384 amino acids)
Biological process (GO): protein N-linked glycosylation
Cellular component (GO): Golgi membrane
Molecular function (GO): glycosyltransferase activity
Source: RefSeq, a predicted model, not a curated record